AUGGGCUCCACCUCACCACCCACCUCCCUCGAAGCCAAGAUCGUCGUCCUCGGCUCCCAAGGCGUAGGCAAAACAACCCUCGUGCACCGCUACGUGAAAAACACCUACAUCCCCCCAACCAAAGCGCAAAGCACCAUCGGCGCCUCCUUCCUCACCACCCGCGUCCACGACCCCGAAUCAAGCUCCACCCUCCGCCUCCAAAUUUGGGACACAGCCGGCCAAGAGCGCUUCCGCUCCAUCUCCCGCCUCUACUACCGCGGCGCCAACGCAGCGAUUCUGUGUUACGACGUCACGUCAAAGAAGAGUUUCGACGAGAUGGGCGUGUGGUUGAGGGAGUUGAAGGAGAAUUGUGGGUUGGAGGCGGAGCAUGAUAUGAUUGUGCAUGUGGUGGGCACGAAGGGGGAUAUUGUGGCGCAGGAUCCGAGGCGGAGGGAGGUGCCGUUUGAGAGGUGUAUUGGGUAUGUUGCUGAGCAGCUUUAUCCGGCUAGCAUUACGCCGGGGAUGUCGUCGACGGCGUGGGGGAGUCCGCCGAGUACUGCGAAUGGAAGAGGAGGACUAAGGCCGGUGGAGCCGGUGAAUAGUCCGCAUAGUAAUCGCUCGAGUGGAUUCUGGGGGCAGGAACAUAUUUGGGACUGUUGUCAUGAGAUCUCCGCGAAGGAUGGGGAGGGGAUUGAGGAGGUGUUUAGAGUGAUUACGAGGAAACUGGUGGAACAGCACGGGAAGAGGCAGGAAUUACAGAAGAUGAUGGAGGACGCAAUGCUCGGCGGCAGAACGCCUGGUCUGGACGGACAGCCUGGGACGCCUGGAUACUUUGAUCUUCCAGGUGGUGGAACGGGGAGUUUUAGAGUGGGACAUGGGGAUAAGAGACGGAGUUGGCUUGGGGCGUUAUCGACGCCGGGUGGGUUGACGCACUAUAGUGAUGAUGGGAUGGAGGAUGAGGUUAAGAGUGGUGCGAGGAAGGGGCGGUGUUGUUGA
Fulvia fulva is the source of this 975-nucleotide messenger RNA. RefSeq names its product Ras-like GTP-binding protein. NCBI's taxonomy places the organism in Eukaryota, Fungi, Ascomycota, Dothideomycetes, Mycosphaerellales, Mycosphaerellaceae. The record is from RefSeq and is a predicted model, not a curated record. Gene Ontology annotation, cellular component: endomembrane system. Gene Ontology annotation, molecular function: GTP binding; GTPase activity. Bases 1 to 975 code for a protein of 324 amino acids. The transcript has a single exon. Gene Ontology annotation, biological process: intracellular protein transport.